UUCAACACAAAGUUUCACGCCAAAAAUAUUGAUAUGUUGCACGCGCAUAUGUACGUGUGUGAGUGAUUACAAUCACCAAUCCUAGACACAGUAUUAUCACGUUUCUCUAUGACUGAUUAUCACUGACUCAGAAGGAAUCUCAGGCGACUAGGACCGGCUUUACACUAUAUAUACUAGAAACAGAUUACUUCUUAUUAAUUCUAUUAAACAAAGAAAAGUGACAAAUAUUCAUGGCAAGUAUGGGUAAAAGAGGAAAAAUUCCUAAAGACGUUCAAGCCAUAUUCGACAAAUAUGCACAAAGCAAUGUAAAACGAUUGUCCCGGCAACAUGCUAUAGAAAUGUUACAACAAGAGUUUGGAAUGACUCAACAAGAGGCUAUGGUUAUGUUUGAAACUUUUGAUAAAGAUAAAAAUGAAAUAAUGAGUAUUUGGGAAUUCCAACAGUUCUACGAAACAGUAGGAGCAGAUGCAGCAGAUGUAGUAGCCAAAUUCCACGAACUUGAUAAAGAUAACAGUCUGAAAUUAGACGGAGACGAAGCCAGAGCAGGCUUAGAGUCUAUGGUUACCGGAACUGGAAGAAAAUUAGAUGAAAAAGAAAUACAAUUUUUCUUAAUGACUGCUUGUGAUGAUACUGGUGCUAUUGAUCUUGGCAUGUUUUCCAAUUUGUUAUACAGACUGAAACUUUAUAAGGCUGAGCCACCCAAGAAGGGCCAGAAAACGCACAUUAUAGGCGACGAAACGGAUUAAAAUGUUGUCAAGGUCUAUGAAAUUUACAUUAUUCAUCAAUAUUCAUUGUAGAUUAAUAUGAUUUUAUACGAAACAUUGUAUAUUUUAUUUAUAUAUAAGGGAUAAUUUAUAAAAUUUCAAAUUGUAAAUUAAUGUAAGAAUGCAAACGAAUUAUACAUAAAAAGUGAUAUACCUGUCAAUUUGUAAAUUUAGCGUAUUAGAAUUCACGAUGUAUACCAUUCAAGAAUUAUAUGAUUUUAAAACCGCCUUAAACCAAUCGGGCCUUAUUCUUAACUAUGUAGAAAAAAGGAGAGUCAAAAUCAGCCAAUGUCUUACUUUUAAAAACUGAUAUUAGGAAAAAAGCAGAUACAAAUUUAUAUGUCUUACGAGCAAUACCAUGUCUUUUAGGAGAGCAUCUCAAAAUUCUCUUCACAGUUCAAUUGUAAUAGCACUUUAAAUACUCGAAUCGUGAUAAUGGAAAAUCAUGGCAUUGUUGGUUGUUUUCGACUUACGAUCGCGAGUUGACUGCUCAUUUCAAACUACCAUGUGCGGAAAAUUAAACACUUAUAAAGAUUUUCCUUUUCGAUAACAAAUGUUUGUUUCGGUAUUUUCACCGAUUCUCUAAGAGCACUUACUUGUUUAACGCCGCGAUGGUGUCUGAAAGCCAUUAGAAUAAUUAUGCAGAUUUGUGCAGAUCGCCAGAUAACAUGUUCAUUACAUGUAAACAUAUAUAUCGUUAGCUUCAACUACAAAUAUAUUGAUUACAUGUGACCUCCUCGAAUUCCUCUGAAUCGGUAAUUUCGACAACGUUUUUACGUCCGAUAUGUUGUCUAGUGUUGUAAAAUGAAGGGUAAUGGUCUUGUAUCUGAGAUAUACUGAGUAAAUAUCUGAACAGAAAUUAUUUAAGAUUUCAUAUUUCAGAAAUAAACUAUACCUUUAACCAUCACAAUAAAUAAAUUAUUGGAGCAAAAAAGGUUCAAUUUGUAUACUCGACACAAUUGUUUUUAUUUAAAAUUUAUUUCUGCCACUUUAAAAAUUUAUUUAAAUUUGAAAUUCUUUAUCAAAAUAUAUAAAUACAUGUGUCUGUUGCUUUACUUGUAUACAUACAAGAAAAUAAGUUAAAAAAGAAGAGUUGUAGAAAAAAGGGACAUAAAUCCUUGUCUUUGUAUUUAUGAUCAGUUAUCAAAACUUUAUAGUGUAAACUAGACAUGUAAAAUGUUUAUAUUUAUUCGCUUUAACUUUGAAAUAUUUUAAUAUACAUCCUCAUAAUUCAUUCAUUAUAUAGCUUCAAAUCUUGUCUGCAUCGGGAACACAACUGUUAUCAAUUUAACAAUAAUAACUUCAAACCUCCGUACGGAUAUAAAUAUUAUUUAUUCCAUAGCCAAAUUAUUUUGUAUAUUACAAUAAAAGGUAUUUUUUCUA
Molecule: messenger RNA, 2147 nt
Organism: Mytilus californianus (California mussel)
Lineage: Eukaryota; Metazoa; Mollusca; Bivalvia; Mytilida; Mytilidae
Exons: 4
Coding region: 231-746 (171 amino acids)
Molecular function (GO): calcium ion binding
Source: RefSeq, a predicted model, not a curated record